Molecule: messenger RNA, 3297 nt
Organism: Frankliniella occidentalis (western flower thrips)
Lineage: Eukaryota; Metazoa; Arthropoda; Insecta; Thysanoptera; Thripidae
Product: ankyrin repeat domain-containing protein 13D
Exons: 14
Coding region: 386-2317 (643 amino acids)
Cellular component (GO): cytoplasm
Molecular function (GO): protein binding
Source: RefSeq, a predicted model, not a curated record
UUUCAUUUAAAUGAAUUACCUUCACACGGAUUUUUACGCCUCGUUUACUACCUAAACUUGCACUUUCUCCCUCCACAACUCACUACAUGCCCCCACCCUUCCCACUCCUCCUCGUCGACUGGUUAGUCUGCUACGCUGGCCGACCGCUAGUCACAAACAUUUGUGGUUUGUUUGUUGUCUGCCGUUUCGUUCUUUUGACAGAUCAUUGAAGCCUGCGGCAUUAUGCUGGGUUCAAUCCCCUCAAAUUGCUGCGCUUUGUUUGACGAUUUACUGUAAAUUGUCAGUUAGGCUAUUUUACUAGAAAUAUCCCUGGUGUCAGCAGCGGCCGAUCUCCUCUUUUUUGUUGUUGUUUUUUUGGGGGCUUUUUAAAGGGAAGUGGAGAAAAAUGAUCACAGAGCAAAGUAUUCGAGAAAAUUACCCAUUGCACUGGUGCAUUUGGAAUAAUGAUCUGCAGGGAGUGAAAGAUGGUCUGAGUGGGGCUACCGUUGAAGUUGAAAGAAAGGAUGUCAGAGGUCGCACUCCUUUAAUGUUAGCUGUCACACUUGGCCGUCUUGAAAUAACCCAAGAGCUUAUCCGACAUGGAACUAAUGUCAACACUGAAAACAAAGAGGGCUGGACAGCUGUUCAAGAGGCUGUAGCAACAGGAGAUCCUGAUUUAGUAUCUCAAGUUUUAGAGAGAAGAGACUUUCAGCGGCACUCCUCUCGUGUUGGAGGAGUACCAGAACUACUUCGAAAACUCAAAGAGGCUCCGGAUUUCUAUGUGGAAAUGAAAUGGGAAUUCACCAGCUGGGUUCCUCUUGUGUCUCGAAUGUGCCCAAGUGACACAUACAAGGUAUAUAAACAAGGGUCAAAAGUGCGCAUUGAUACUACACUUCUUGGAUUCGACCAGACUGAUUGGCAUCGAGGAAACACCAGCUACAUUUUUCAUGGUCAAACUAUCAAUCCCCCAUCAGUUCUACGUUGUCAGCGCAGUUACAUAUAUUUCCUUCAAACACUGCAAUCUGGUAUUUCAGCGGACACAGCGACUAUGAUGGAGGUAGACCAUGAAAGUCAUGAAGUGUUUGUAGAGCAAAUGGAGAUGCCUGUCAAUAUUGAACUUGGUGGAAUGUUUCCUACUGACGCAUCAGUUCAGUCUCGACUUCGAUCGCCAAUCGUCACCACGUUUGUAGAUACAGAAAAUAUAAGUUUUGAAAGAAACAAAAGUGGCAUAUGGGGAUGGCGUUCUGACAAAUCAGAAGAUGUCAAUGGCUACUCAUGCAAAGUUUUUAGCUGCAACAAUGUAGCCCUUGUCACAAAAACACGCACAGAGCACCUCUCUGAGAAAGACAAGAUCCGCUCAAAAAUGCCCAGAACUCCACUUCAUAGUUUUCUUGGUAUUGCUCAGAAUGAACAGGUGCAAAAAGCUCAAGGCGCACUUGUUGAAGCUGGUUCGUCAUCUGACACCAACUCUGAGGAAGAAGUAGUGAGAGGAAAUCCUUGCAAUAUCUCUGCACUUGAGUAUUUUGACCCUGAGAUUGAUCUUGAGGGUAGAGAUAUAGGGAGGCCAAAAGAACUGGCUUCUAAAACACAGAAAUUUAGGGCAACACUAUGGUUGUGUGAAGAUUAUCCCUUAGCUCUGCAAGAACAAAUAAUGCCUAUAGUUGACCUAAUGGCUAUCUCUUCUCCACAUUUUGCAAAGUUGAAAGACUUUAUUCAGAUGCAACUUCCUUCCGGAUUUCCAGUGAAGAUUGAAAUUCCACUCUUUCAUGUUUUAAACGCUCGAAUCACUUUUGGUAAUAUCUAUGGGAUGGACCAAGCAGUCGAAGGUGUAACUUUUAUAAAUGAAGAUACAUGGCGUGGAUGUGUUGUAGAUGACUCUGUCUUUAAUGCUCCAGCAUCUUAUAUUAGAAAAGGCUCUGCUUCAAGGAGACAACAUAACUUAGAGGAGGAAGAUGAAUUAUUGCAAUUUGCCAUACAACAAUCAAUUCUUGGGUCUGGAAAUGAACGAGAUGAGGUGGAUAUAUGGGAAGCAUUACGAGCAGCUCCACCUCCACCUCAACAGAGGCCUGCAACACCUUUGCUUGUAGGAGAAGAAGAACGUCAACUGCAAAGGGCAAUCCAGGCCAGCUUAUUAGAAGAAGUAGCAAGAAGUGACUCAGGUAGGGAGCCAAGCCUUGUUCCACUUGUGGACGAAAAUCCUAGAAGUCCUCAGGAUGAUUCUGACUUCCAAGCUGCAAUUGCUCUUAGUCGUCUUCAAGAGGAAGAAGAUGAACGAAUUCGUAAGGAAGAAGAAGAAAUGCUGCAAGAAGUCUUAAAACUUUCAGUAACUGAUAAGUAAAAUGGAAAAAAUGAAAAUAAAAAAGAAGAAAUACCAAAAUUUAGGGAGUGAGAAAAAAGUGUAGCAUUCAAAGUACCCUAUAUUCAGACUGUGCUGACAUGAAGUAUUGCUUUUAUCAUACGUGCAGCUCGUUGUCAUUUAAAAAACAAAAAUGAAAAUAGAUGUAUUUGGUCUUAUGUGGUAUUUACACUUUGGCCACCAUUUAUAUGUGAUGCUUUUUUUCAGUUCUGGUGCUAAAUUAAUGAAUGGAGAUUUACCUAUGUAACAUGGUUGGUAGAUUUUGAAUGCAGUCAAGUGCAUCUGCUAUGAUCCCCUUUUACAUAACUUUGUAUUUUAUUUUAUUUUUGCUUCAUAUUACUGACAUUUAAGGUGCUUCCUAUCACUUUAUUUUUUGUAAUAUGUUUGUACCUUUAUUCAAAGCUUCGUUUUUGAAGUAUUUGAGAAAGUAUUGUCAUUGUACACUAUCUGUGUAAAAGAUUUUGACAUAAGUGUGUGUGUGUGUGUGUUUUAUGUAUGUAUGAGUGCGCGCGCAGAGAAGUUUUAAGUAUUGGCUUGUGGUGUGCUCAACUCUCUUGAACGCGGUGAUUUUAUGAAAAUAUUAAGCAUUUCAUCCAAAGAACGCUUCAUGAGAAUGUCACAAAAAACAAGUAUGGAAAAACUAAUUGAAUCAAACAAUGUAUGAAGUCAUAUCACUUUCAUCAUUUAUUUUCAUCAUUUUGAUUGGAUUUGACUGCAUUUAGGAUCUGAGAUUUAACUUUCAAUGUUAAAACUUGCAAUGUUUUUGUGCUUCUUUUAUCGAAGAAGUAUUAUUACAAUUUUCUUAGAACUGUCCAUUGUGGCUGUGUGUCAGAUGAUCUGAGCAAGUUCAUCAUUGGCACAUUUAACCAAAACUGUCUGUGAUCUGCCUUGAUUUAUUUAUAAUAUGUUACUAUGUUUCUACUCAGUUCCAUCAAACUAGAUAUUAAAGUGCCUAAACUAAA